Paecilomyces variotii is the source of this 2228-nucleotide messenger RNA. Its product is annotated as Sodium/hydrogen exchanger family-domain-containing protein. The record is from RefSeq and is a predicted model, not a curated record. Gene Ontology annotation, cellular component: membrane. Gene Ontology annotation, biological process: proton transmembrane transport. NCBI's taxonomy places the organism in Eukaryota, Fungi, Ascomycota, Eurotiomycetes, Eurotiales, Thermoascaceae. Gene Ontology annotation, molecular function: antiporter activity. Bases 320 to 2113 code for a protein of 597 amino acids. The transcript has 4 exons.
GUUAGAUGGGGAUGAAGGGUAAAGGGGGGUUGAAAGUGAAAGGUGGAAUGGGAUGUUAUUAUUCACCUAGAAGUUAUUAUACAUAUGAUUUUAGCGACUUGGAUAUCCUAAUGGUUAUCCUAACAAAGCUUCCUCAAUCAAGACCUGCGUCAGAACUUGUCCGCCCUCAGAUUCUGCCACUUCCGCCGGGCGCAGCCACUUCCUCAAUUACAUCCGUGUUUGCCUCUUCUUUAUCUUCUCCUCAAACCUAAGGUACUUCUCUAAGAAUAGCAUUUUAUUCAAGCCUGUGACUGUUGCCUGGUUAUCUUUCAAGCAAGUAAUGGCCGGGGAUGGCUCAGAUGCAGCAUUUGCUUAUCAUGAACCGCCAAUAACAACCAUACUCACCCAGACUGGAUUUCUCCUGGUUUUGAAUCUUGUCAAUGUCUGCCUUGACAAAAUUCUAUAUUGUGGGCUCAUCGGCCAGCUCUUCAUUGGUAUCCUUUGGGGCACACCUGGAGCAAAAUGGCUAGAUCAAGAGACAGAAACUGUUAUCCAGCAGCUGGGCUAUCUUGGACUGAUUAUGCUGGUAUAUGAAGGCGGUCUAUCAACAUCGAUCAAAUCCGUGAGAGCAAACCUAAUAGUUUCUCUCUGCGUUGCGAUCACUGGCAUUGGCACGCCGAUGGGCUUGUCCUUUAUUCUAAGAGAGUUAGUCGGAGCAACCUCAUUACAAGCAUUUGCUGCAGGUGCAUCUCUAAGCGCAACAAGCCUUGGAACUACCUUUACAAUCCUAUCAACGACAAAUCUGAUCUCUACGCGCCUGGGUACCGUUACGACCAGUGCUGCCAUGCUAGAUGAUGUCGUUGGUCUCGUUAUGGUACAAAUCAUUUCAAAUCUAGGCGGGAAUGCUUCAUCCUUCGAUGCUCUGACGGUCAUUCGGCCCGUCUUCGUCUCGAUUGGUUUUGCACUGGGUCUUUUCCUUCUGUGUGCAUUCUUCAUCGGGCCGAUUUCCAAGAGAGUUCUCUCAGCCAAGCUCAAAGUCCCUAAUUUCAUAGGAAGCGUGCAGUUUGCGUUUUUAUACCAGACACUCUUUCUAAUAGGACUUGUUGCCGGUGCCACUUAUGCAGGCACGUCGAGUCUUUUUGCAGCUUACCUUGCAGGAGUCAUUGUUACGUGGUUUGAUGGCAUGGUCAUAGAGUCGAAGAUGCCUUCUGGCAUUGUCCCUUCGAACACACCUUCAACAGACCCUCCUUCUUCAAACAACAGAGCCCAAGACAACGACACCCCUGGUCUCAGUGUACUAUCCCACACCUCGAAUGCAUCUUCUACAAGUAAUAUACAACAUGGCGAAACACCAACAGGUGAAAAGGUCUAUGAGAAAUAUUACAAACAGCCAGUUAAUCGAAUUCUCACACCACUGUUCUUCGCAUCGAUUGGAUUCGCAAUUCCCAUCACUGAAAUGUUCAAAGGAAGUAUAAUUUGGCGUGGUAUCAUCUACGCUCUUCUAAUGAUAUUUGGAAAAUUAAUCACUGGCAUUUGGCUCGUUCGUUUCUCACUGCGUCGGCCCCUGUUGAGCUUCGCAUAUAAAUUGAAAAGACCAUUUUCUCGCAUCCAUCUCUUCUGCACGUCCGACAAACUGCAAGAAGAGAAGAAGAAGAAGAAGCAACAGACCCCAACCGAAACACCCAUCACUCAACCCUCAGAAGAACGCACAGGUAACCAAGCAAACACAAAGAUCAACAAUCGCAAAUCUCAGAAUCCUUCCUCUCAACCCAACUCUCAACCAGAAUCUCACACACAAACAACCCCCAACCAAAGCUCCACAACAACAACAACAACAAUUAUUCCAUUCCCCCCAAAACCAAAAUCAUUAUACCCACCAUCAAUCCUCGGUCUCGCAAUGGUCGCAAGAGGAGAAGUCGGAUAUCUCAUCGCUUCUCUCGCUCAAAGCCAAGGCUUAUUUGUAACUGGGUCUUCGGGUGAAAUAUCUGAUAUAUAUUUGGUUAUUAUUUGGGCGAUAUCUAUCUGUACCCUUAUUGGGCCGAUUUGUGUUGGUACCCUCGUCAAGCGGGUGAGGAAAUUACAGGAGAUGCGGGGGAGUUCUGGGUUAGAUCCGUUGGGGGUAUGGGGGGUUUGAAUACUUUAUCCUUCUAUGCUGGCUGCACAUUGGAUAUGUGUGUAUAUAUCUCUUGUUUUUCUUAUUAGAUACAUGUGAUCUUAGCGGUGAGGAAUAGUAUUAUUGUAUCUCGGUA